Molecule: messenger RNA, 2375 nt
Organism: Elgaria multicarinata webbii
Lineage: Eukaryota; Metazoa; Chordata; Lepidosauria; Squamata; Anguidae
Gene: TRAF4
Product: TNF receptor associated factor 4
Exons: 7
Coding region: 105-1517 (470 amino acids)
Biological process (GO): activation of NF-kappaB-inducing kinase activity; signal transduction; regulation of apoptotic process
Molecular function (GO): zinc ion binding; protein binding
Source: RefSeq, a predicted model, not a curated record
GGGGGCGCGAAGGAGCGCCCGGACCUGGCGAGGCCGCCGAGAGCAGCCGGGGCUGGGCCGGGCCGGGCCUCGGCGAGCAGGCGGCGGCAGAGGCGGCCGGGGCCAUGCCGGGCUUCGACUACAAGUUCCUGGAGAAGCCCAAGCGGCGGCUGCUGUGCCCGCUGUGCGCCAAGGCCAUGCGGGAGCCGGUGCGCGUCUCCACCUGCGGCCACCGCUUCUGCGACACCUGCCUGCAGGAGUUCCUCAGCGAAGGCGUCUUCAAGUGUCCUGAGGACCAGCUACCCCUCGACUACGCCAAGAUCUAUCCGGACCCUGAACUGGAAGCCCAGGUGCUGAGCCUCACCAUCAGGUGUAUACACAGCGAGGAGGGGUGCCGUUGGAGUGGAACGGUCCGGCAUUUACAGGCGCACCUGGGCACGUGCAGCUACAACGUGGUGCCCUGCCCCAACCGCUGCGGGUCCAAGCUGAGCCGCCGCGACCUGCCGGCCCACCUGCAGCACGACUGCCCCCAGCGCCACCUCAAAUGCGAGUUCUGCGGGGCUGACUUCACGGGGGAAGCCUACGAGAACCACCAGGGCCUGUGUCCCCAAGAGAGCGUUUACUGUGAGAACAAGUGCGGGGCACGCAUGAUGCGACGGAUCCUGUCCCAGCACAUGCUGACGGAGUGCCCCAAGCGCACCCAGCCCUGCAGCUACUGUGCCAAGCAGUUCCUGUUCGACACCAUCCAGAACCAUGAAUACCAAUGCCCCCGCUACCCCGUGCCUUGCCCUAACCAGUGCGGGGUGCCCAGCAUCGCCAGGGAGGAUCUCAGCGGGCACCUGAAGGAGAACUGCACCACGGCGCUGGCGCUGUGCCCCUUCAAAGAGGCCGGCUGCAAACACCGGUGCCCGAAGCUGUCCAUGAGCCGCCACUUGGACGAAAACACGAAGCUCCACCUAGGCCUGAUGUGCGCCCUGGUGUCGCGGCAGCGCCAGGAGCUGUUGGAGCUGCGGCGCGAGGUGGAGGAGCUGGCCCUGGGCAGCGAAGGGGUGCUGAUCUGGAAGAUCGCCGACUACCCCCGGAAGCUGCAGGAGGCCAAGGCCCGCAGCAACUACGAGUCCUUCAGCCCCCCGUUCUACACCCACCGGUACGGCUACAAGCUCCAGGUGUCGGCCUUCCUGAAUGGGAACGGCAGCGGGGAGGGCAGCCACCUCUCGGUCUACAUCCGGGUGCUGCCGGGGCAGUACGACAACCUCCUGGAAUGGCCCUUCGCCUACCGGGUCACUUUCUCGCUGCUGGACCAGAGCGACCCUUCGUUGUCCAAGCCUCAGCACAUCACGGAGACCUUCCUGCCUGACCCCAACUGGAAGAACUUCCAGAAGCCUGGCUCGGGCCGUGCCUCCCUGGACGAGAGCUUGCUGGGCUUCGGCUACCCCAAGUUCAUCUCGCACGAGGACAUCAAGAAGCGGAACUACGUGCGGGACAGCUCCGUCUUCAUCAAGGCGUCUGUGGAGAUCCCCCAGAAAAUCCUCUCCUGAGCCGCUUGGUACCCACUCUGCCUGCAACGGACAAGGCGGGGGGGAUUUUCGACCUGUUUUGGGGGCGUGCAUCAUCAGGCCCCUUUUGGAAGCCCGUUCCCCCGCCAACUCCAGAUGGAUUCCUCUUACCCCAAAUUGGUGCUACCAGCAACGAGUCAGGAGAACGCCCCCCUGGCCUGGCUUGCGACCUUCUCCUCCUUUUUCCCGAGGGGCUGGGCUACCUCUCGAGGUGAACGUCACUGUUGUCUUUGCAGGCCUGCAACAGCAGUGGAGUUUUGCGGAGGGCGGAUCUGGGCCUUCGGCGCUGUGAUGACUUGAUCUUACUUGAUUCCCUCCUUUAAUUUUCCUCCCCAGCAGUUUCCUUUCUCCAAUCAGAAGCCAGCGUUCCCAUCUUUGGUCCCGGGAUGUGCCCGGGAACAAGGGAAGGCCUCUUUAAGCCCUGGACUCUCUUGCUUUUGAGUCCAGCUGGCACCCUUAAGAACUCUGACAUUCACCACCACCAGCCCCAAACCAGGUACAGCCAGGGCCUAGCAUUUUGAUGCUGCCCGAAAUCUCUCUUCCGGUGCCUAAACAUUUGAACCCUUCCAACCUCCUGUUUCGCACCUGUCCCAGUCGCCUCCAUGCCCCAAAAGCCAUAUUUUGUACGGUGAUCCCCCAGAUCUUGCCGCGGGGCUGGUCCUCCUUCGCCCAAUGGCAAAGGAGGAUCCUGGUACUAUUUUUUUAGGGUUUUGUCUUUUGCCCGUGGAGGCAGGGGUGGUGGGUUGGGAGCAGCUGCAACCUCUGCCCUGACCUGGCUUCUUUUUCCUGUGUCUCGCUGUGUGUUUUUUUAAAAAAUAAACAAUUUCUUGUAUUUAUUAA